Messenger RNA from Daktulosphaira vitifoliae (grape phylloxera), 1050 nucleotides. Its product is annotated as ciliogenesis and planar polarity effector 2-like. The coding region runs from base 195 to 926 and encodes 243 amino acids. The transcript has 5 exons. Gene Ontology annotation, molecular function: GTPase activity; GTP binding. Lineage: Eukaryota; Metazoa; Arthropoda; Insecta; Hemiptera; Phylloxeridae. The record is from RefSeq and is a predicted model, not a curated record.
AAUUUUAUAUUUAAAUCAAAUUAUUAAAAUUUUACCAUGAGUUAUAAGCUAAUUAAAGAUUUAUAUUAAUAUGCAAAUUAUUAAUUAAAAUGAUUCCAUUAUAAUUGUGUAAAAACUGUAAGAACAGAAAUGGAUUGAGCAAUUAAGAAUAUGAACCAUGUACAGCUUUGAAUAAGAUAAUACUAACAAGAAAAAUGAUGGGUACUAUUGUAAAACUUGAUUGGCAAAAUACAGCUGAAGGUAAAACUAUCAUGCAACAUUUUUACAAUCCACAAAAUAAUGGAAGAAAGCUAUUUGGAAUAUUAGAGCGGCCUUUGUUACCAAAUGUUGAAGAAGUAUCUUACAAGCUAUUUUUUGUUGGUAAAAGUGGAACAGGAAAAUCUGCCACAAUUGCUAGGUUAGCAGGAGCUCCAGAAAUUAAUGAAGAGUAUAUAGAAACACGAGGAAUUCGUAAAACUAAUAUUUACUGGCCUGCUAAAGUAUGGGAUAGAACAAUUUUAUUUAGACUUCAAUGCUGGGAUACAGGUGAUAGGGAUUUAAAGAAGUUUGGUCAUAUAUUGCCAGCUUGUACUGAAGAAACUGAUGCAAUAAUAUUCAUAUUUUCAUUUAACGAUCCAAGUGGAUUAGAUAAUAUUUCAACAAAUCUUCCUACAUUUAUGAAUCAUAAAAGUAAUCCUGCUCCUAUUGUGAUUGGAACUAAAUAUUGUCCUGGUGAUUUUACUGCAAAAGUUACAGUUUCUGACAUUGAGGAGUUUGAAGCCACUCAAAAAAUAAACAUUCUCAAAAUAAAUAAAACUGUUGGUAAUUACGAUCAAAAUGAAAUCGAUCUUACAUAUUUUACAUUAAAUGUAAUUUGUGAGCAACUGUGGAUUAGAGAUCAAAAUUAUAUUCUUAGUCAAGAAAUAAAUUCAUCACAAAUUGUAUAAUUUUCAGUUAAUAUUAAAUACAUAAAUUUUAUAAUAAAUUGAUUGUAUCUAUACUUAUUCAACAGACUAAAUUUCUAUUAUUUUUAUUGAUACUCAAUUUUUUUUAAAUAUUGUACGAGAGAGU